AUGGCGCCCCCAACAGUGAAGCCGAAAGGCUCGAAGAAGCCGAGUGCCAAAGCCAACCAGGCCGCCAAAGCGACCCUGAAAGGUGUCCAUUCCGACAAGGCCCGCAAGAUCCGCAAGUCGACCACUUUCCACAGACCGAAGACCCUCGUCCUUUCCCGGUCACCCAAAUACCCGCGCAAGUCGAUUCCUCAUGAGCCCCGACUGGACCACCACAAGAUCAUCGUCCACCCCUUGAACACCGAGAGCGCCAUGAAGAAGAUCGAGGAGGACAACACCCUGGUUUUCAUUGUGGACACGAAGGCCAACAAGCGACAGAUCAAGGAGGCUUUGAAGAAGCUGUACGACGUGGACACAGUCAAGAUCAACACCCUGAUCAGACCUGAUGGCAAGAAGAAGGCCUUUGCCAAGUUAACGACGGAUGUGGAUGCUCUCGACAUUGCGGCUACGAAGUUGUCCAUUGUGUAG
Molecule: messenger RNA, 465 nt
Organism: Capronia coronata CBS 617.96
Lineage: Eukaryota; Fungi; Ascomycota; Eurotiomycetes; Chaetothyriales; Herpotrichiellaceae
Product: large subunit ribosomal protein L23Ae
Exons: 3
Coding region: 1-465 (154 amino acids)
Biological process (GO): translation; ribosomal large subunit assembly
Cellular component (GO): cytosolic large ribosomal subunit; ribosome
Molecular function (GO): structural constituent of ribosome
Source: RefSeq, a predicted model, not a curated record